AUGGACGGCACGCUGAGCCUUUAUCGUCCGGCAAAGCGCACCAAGCGCGAUGCAUCAUGGGACGUCGACAACACCAUCCACCAAUCGUCCGAAAACGGGCGGCAGCAUGCAAAAUCGCUGCCCUCGUCGUCUUGUCCCGAUUUUGCCCAGGGUUCGACUGCCUUGCAUGCCCACGACCCUCGGCAGGAACAUCACCAACAGGAGCCUCGAUAUCAGCAGGGACCCGAGCAUGCCGGCGUGCUUGUCAUGGCUUCAACGCCGACCCCUGAAAGCCAGAACCGCUCCUGGCUCCUGGCCCGGUCCGGCAUGCAUCAUGACUCGUGGAUGUGGCCUGCCUCACCUCAAAUGCCUCCGCAUCCGCCCAUUGUUCUCACCCUGCAGCCAUCACUACCAGCUGACGGCCUUCCCGUUGGUGUCAGCGCCGACGUGCCCGAAUCCACAGUGUUACCGCCAUCCAGUUCUCAGGCGCCGUCCUUGCCUCACUCUGGAGUCACCGCCGUCGACGUAGAUCCCUCUGCGAGCCCGUCUUCUGGCAGCCUGAUAUAUCCUCAUUCGCAGAAACAUCCACAUCAUCUGCUGGAAGAGACUGACAUCUUCGGUGCCAACGAUUUCCACCGGUUUCCCACCACCCAUCAACCUCCUCGAUGGCCUGCUGGUCGGAACAUUCUCCUCAGUCCCUUCAAAGACUGUGUGGGCAACUUUGGCCAGAAUCACAACCAUCGAUUCAACCGUCCGUCCGAUGGUAAAGUUAAUGGUUACAUCAAGUUCAAUUGGCCCAAACAAAGGCCCUCCGCCCCCCCAUCAUUGGACCGCCCUUUGCCGGGCGCAAUCUCCUCGGAUGGCGUGAAAUCGGCGGUGCCAUUUUUCAAGCCGCGCACACGGUCAAAAUUCAUGACCAAAUUUGAGUUCAACUUAAACAACUCGUCAACCGCAACCUCGUCAACCGCAACCAAGAUGAUUGCCCCUGAUUUUGAGCAUCCCGAUGAGGAUUACACCGCGCUCCUCCACGGCCCAGUUUCCUCUGAGAUUUCUGCUGUCUCUGGAGUGCAGUACGGCCCGGAUUUGCCCGAGGCAAAGCCGAACCAAAUGGUCACGAUUGGUGCUCCCCAGAAAGUACCAGAGCUGUUUGGAUUAGACGCCAAAAUGGAUGCCGUCGAUCGGAGGUUCUGGAUGUUUUACAUUAGAAACUGGUGUCCUGGCAGGAGCGUCCUCGAGGAAACAAACCUCUGGCUCAAAGAUUUUGCUGCCAUGCACAAAAGUGACGGUGUUCGCGCAGCGGUGCAGAGCCUCGCUGGAAUAUACAUAUAUGAUUAUCAGCCCACCGACACGGUUCGGACAAGAGUCAACGAGAGGUUUCACGAAGCCGAAUCACGAUUAACAUGUCUGUUGGAAGACCCGAUGACUGGUCGCGACGAAGCCCAGGCAAAUGAGCUGAUAACCAUUGCAGCAAUACUAUCCAUGCAAGACAUCGUAUUGACCGAGCGCCGAUUGAGAAAACCACAUAACCCUCGCUGGCUGCUAGGGUUCAAGCAAGGGGAAGCGUUUUUGCACGCAACGGAUAAAGGCUUGCGGUUCUGGAACCGGUCCAACGCUCAAAUAUCAUCUCUGCGCGUCUCUCAGUCCAUCAUUGUCGGCCGGGCUGUAAUACUGGCGCAGCCCAUGAUGAUGCUGCCUCCACCGCAUGAAUUCAACCCAGAGCAAGAGGUAUCCCGCUUCGGUUGGCUUCUAUAUGGCACCGAGCAAGACAUGUAUCAGAUCCAUGGGGGCUGUGGUUUUUCCAAAAAGCUCCUCCACAUCAUCAGCCAGAUCACGUAUUGCGCGGCGCGCUUGCAGCAAGACCCGGAGAACAUUAUCGUGCCCAUGACGACGCAAUACCUCCUCGACGAGCUUCUCCAAAUGAGACAGGGUACUUAUGAAGUCAAUCAUUGGGAUAACUCAGAGCCUCCAGAGUCAUUCAUGCUAUGGGGGAGCGCAAAGGCCGGGCCAACUGUUCUGGAAUGGGUGCGAUCGGCCCCCGACGACUAUGAACUAGAGUCGUCCGUAGAGAUGACAUACGUAACAGCGGAAGCUUGGAGAUUGACGGUCAUCAUAUACCUGAAAUGUCGCGUCUUGAGGCUCCCCCGAAACCAUCCGGACGUGGUCGAAAACUUGUCCGACCUGGCAAAAUGCAUUCGGAUAAUGCCCACAUCCGGUUAUAUCUUUACGGCACAGGCGCCCCUGUUCCCGGUAUUUCUUCUGGGCAUGUUGGCAACGAAAUGGGAGCACAAGCAAGUGUCGAAAACAUGGUUUGACGAGGUGAUUUCAACGCCAGUCAGAAGUAGUGUGCCACCGCUCUACGAAGUCCUUGGUCGUAUUUGGCAGUGGAUUGACACCGAAAUAGAUCAGCCGCCCUUGCCCACCAGCGUCGACGCGCAACCCAUCGGCAAGAGGCAUGCUUGGUGGGAACAGCUUGUCGAAAAUGUCAACAACAGGGAAGAUGAGGUGCUCUGCUUGACUUGA
Drechmeria coniospora is the source of this 2499-nucleotide messenger RNA. RefSeq lists its product as uncharacterized. NCBI's taxonomy places the organism in Eukaryota, Fungi, Ascomycota, Sordariomycetes, Hypocreales, Ophiocordycipitaceae. The coding region runs from base 1 to 2499 and encodes 832 amino acids. The transcript has 6 exons. The record is from RefSeq and is a predicted model, not a curated record.